CAAAUAACUGCAAUCACCUGAGGGAGGCCUAGGUCGCCCCGUGGGGAAUGAUGACGAAGAUAUUAACAUUGAGUCAGUCGUGUCGGCCACACUUGUCACAGUCCUGAGACUUCAAGCAGUGCAAAUCCCUGGACCGUCAUCUGACGAUGCAGGAAUAAGUUUAGGACUGUGAUAUUUUAACCAUUUUGAGUUGUAUCCAAACUGUUUCUUUCCUAACGGACUCGGACUUCUGAUAUUACGCCGUAAGUCCUUGGUUUAUUUGCUUGGUGUGUGCUACAUUCGCGGAGGAUUUGUACCUGUUUUUCUCUGUUCUGCAUUGCGUGACUCAAAGUCACCACGAUGUUGAGAUACAGUAACUCGACGGCAGCAGAACAAUUUCGAACGGCCAUCGCCGACCGGGCCCGUGUGCAUCCCUAUCAGAAGACUGUAUGGGUAGCCACCCCGAGGAAUGAGAUCGACAAGCCAACGGCCAUCGCCGACCGGGACCGAGUGCUUCCCUAUGAGAAGCCUGUUUGGGUGACCACCCCGAGACAUGAGAUCGUCAAGCCAACACGCCAAAUAGACCCCAUGGUUAGAAAAAGACGACGAAGUUGGUCCUGCCGGAAGUUGUCCGAUUUGGAGAUAGCUGGAAUUAUAUUCGCGUUGAUUGGUCUGACAAUCCAUAUUGUCAGCAUGGUAACGGAUUCCUGGGCAUCACACAAGAUACAGUACAAUACUAGUGAUUAUGAGUAUGCUGGUAUCUUCCCUCAGAACCAAACUCUGUAUGGCUGCCUUCCAAUUGGGCCUGUAGGCGCCGCCACCAUCGUCGCCCUGAUCUAUGGAGUGUCUGUCCCCGUCCUGUUCGUCAUUUACACCACCUGCUGCUGGAGACGCUGGGGAGGGCGUUACCUGGAGUACGCCACUGCUGCAAACUGCUUCGUGGCAACGCUUGGAGUUCUCGCGGCUCUCCUGUUCGCGGGGCUGAGGCUCUGGGGAUUCCCAAAGAGCGGCUUCCAGUUGGACUACAGCUACUACCUGGACAUCGGUGCAGGGUUUGGUUUCCUUAUUUCCGGAAUCUUAUUUCUUGCACACGUGUGUCUACAGUGGAAUUGACACGGAUGUCAGGAAUUCUUCUGUGAUGAGACGGAGGCUUGGAGUUUAGUGGAGUGACUACUGCAGAUGGAACUUCCGGUUGAACAAAUGUACCAAUGCUAACUUUUCAAACUUUGUGACAACAAAUGGCGACUACUUCUCAUUUCGACAUGUCAGUUUGUUUUCCCCUCCGUGUUAAACAGCAGGCUUAAACUGUCUUAAUCCUCAGCAAGGGGCGACUUGACGAAAUAAGAGGUUGAAAGGAAGCUAUGGAGCAACAUCCAAAGGCUUUAAAAAUCAAAAGCAACACUUGAACAAUAAAAUUUCUUUUUCGUA
Messenger RNA from Haliotis rufescens (red abalone), 1407 nucleotides. RefSeq lists its product as uncharacterized. NCBI's taxonomy places the organism in Eukaryota, Metazoa, Mollusca, Gastropoda, Lepetellida, Haliotidae. The record is from RefSeq and is a predicted model, not a curated record. Bases 340 to 1092 code for a protein of 250 amino acids. The transcript has 3 exons.